CGUAGAGUUUGCCUUUUUGUUUCAGACUUCAAUUACAGAUUUCUUCAUGACGGAUCCUUUUUAUUUAGGAUGAAUAGUAUCAUUUUGGAAGAGUUCUUUUUCAAAAAGUCUCAGCAAAAGCGAAGAACCUCUCCUUGCAAUUAUAAAGAAAGAUAUUUUGUUUUAAGUAAGGCUGAAUUGGCGUACUUUGAGCAUCGUCCUGGGAAAAAGCCAAAUUUGAAAGGCGCCAUUGAUCUAUCAAGAAUCAAAUGUGUGGAAAUUGUAAGGAGUGACAUCUUUAUUCCAUGCAACUUCAAAUACCCUUUCCAGGUUGUCCAUGACAAUUAUUGCUUGUACGUGUUUGCUCCAGAUAAAGAUAUUCGACAGAAAUGGGUGUGCGCACUGAAGGAAGAAACGAAGAACAACGACACUUUAGUUCCGAAGUACCAUCCGAAUUUCUGGGUGGACGGGAGAUGGAGGUGCUGCUUCCAAACAGACAAACUGGCUGCAGGCUGCCUUGAGUACGACCCCAACCGGAACGCCUCCAAAAAGCCACUCCCUCCCACUCCAAAAGACACCAGGAGGCUGUUUUCUAAUCCAGGAGAGCUGGUGGUGGUUGCUCUUUAUGAUUUCAUCCCCCAGAGUGCCCAGGAUCUGAUGUUGUGCAAACAUGAGGAGUACAUUAUUACAGACCAGUCCGAUCCAAACUGGUGGACUGCUCAAGAUAAAAACGGAGACACGGGGUAUAUCCCAAGCAGCUACGUUAUUGAGAAGUCACCUGACAAUUUAGAGGCACACGAGUGGUACAACAAAAACAUUACCAGAGCAAAAGCUGAACAACUGUUAUUUAAGGAGGACAAAGAAGGUGCUUUCAUGGUGAGGGAUUCCCGGCACGCUGGGCUGUACACAGUGUCUGUGUUCACUAAAGCACAUGGUUCUAAUGGCGAAAACAACCCCAGAGUAAAGCAUUACCAGAUCAGAGUGACCACGUGUGGGGAAACUAAGUUUUACUUGGCAGAAAAAUAUACCUUCAACUCCAUUCCAGAGCUGAUACAUUACCACCAGCACAAUGCAGCAGGACUCAUAACAAGGCUGAGGCAUGUGGUGUCGUCAGGGAGGGAGAAGGCCCCAAUGACGGCUGGCUUCAGCUAUGGUGUGUGGGAGAUCGAGCCCUCUGAAUUGAGUUUCAUACAGGAGGUGGGAAGCGGCCAGUUUGGAUUGGUUCACUUAGGCUUCUGGCGCAACGUCAAUCACAAAGUGGCCAUCAAGAUGAUACGGGAAGGAGCCAUGUCAGAAGAGGAUUUUAAAGAGGAAGCCCAAGUUAUGACUAAGCUGUCUCACCCCAAGUUGGUCCAGCUGUAUGGUGUGUGCACCCAGCAAGCCCCCAUGUGCCUGGUGUUUGAGUUCAUGGAGUUCGGCUGCCUGUCUGACUUCCUACGGAGCCAGCGAGGCGGCUUCUCCAGGGAGACUCUGCUGGGCAUGUGCUUGGAUGUGUGCGAGGGGAUGGUCUACCUGGAGAGCGCCAACUUCAUUCACAGAGAUCUGGCUGCAAGAAAUUGUUUGGUAGGAGAGAAUCAAACGGUGAAGGUGUCAGACUUUGGGAUGACUAGGUUUGUCCUGGAUGAUCAAUAUACCUGCUCCCUUGGCUCGAAGUUCCCAGUGAAGUGGUCUGCGCCUGAGGUCAUCCAUUAUUCCAAAUUCAGCAGCAAGUCUGAUGUCUGGUCCUUUGGCGUUCUCAUGUGGGAAGUGUACAAUGAGGGUAAAAUGCCUUAUGAGAACCAAACAAAUGGAGAAGUGGUGGAGGCCAUCUCAUCAGGGCUCAGACUGCUCAAACCCAAACUGGCAUCAAAUUUAAUUUACCAGCUGAUGGAGUGGAGCUGGAAAGAGAGACCAGAAGAUAGACCAUCCUUUACACUUCUCUUCCACGAGCUUGCAGAACUGGCUGAACUUUGAGAUGAAUGCUGUGUAAAAGUGAAAGUCCUUUUUACAGUAGGCGUCCAAAGCAGCGUGGCAUCGUUGAUACAAUCCCCAUGUCCUGAUUUAAAGUCACCCAUUUUGCUCACUUAUCAACUCUCUCUGCAUUUAUUGCAUUACUGAACGUGUGGAAAAGAAAAAAAAUAAUCAAGUGCAAAUUUGUCUGUCUUUGCCGGGGAUUCCACAAACAGCGUUGCAUUGACUCUAGGUACCUGCAGGUUAGGAAGGCAAAAUCAGCAGAGACUAUUUCACCUCACUGAGCUACAGCGGCCCCUACUGGCUCAGCCCGGUGAGCUCAAAACAGACGCCUGCAGGGCUGGCCUUUGUCAUUCAGGGGCUGGUAGCUCACUGACAUCCUCUGUGGAGCUCCUGGGUGUAAAGAGACAAUUCAUUGACUGGUGGGAUUGGAAAACACCCACUGACCUUCAAUUCUCCUAAGCUUUUGUGGGGCUAGCUACAGUAAGGGAAUAUACUUGGACAUUCUAAAUUUGUGGGUUUGAAACAUGAAUUUGAAGAUUUCUAAUGCAGAACUAAUAAUAUAUUUAUGAACUUUUUUCAUCCCUUACUACUCUCUGGUAGAUCAUUAGGGACAUGGACAUAAAGCUAACAAACAGUUCACCAAUUUGAAAGUCACUGACUUUGUUUCUUUUUAUACACAUUGC
Polyodon spathula (Mississippi paddlefish) is the source of this 2615-nucleotide messenger RNA. RefSeq names its product IL2 inducible T cell kinase (gene itk). Gene Ontology annotation, biological process: NK T cell differentiation; intracellular signal transduction; adaptive immune response. The record is from RefSeq and is a predicted model, not a curated record. Gene Ontology annotation, molecular function: non-membrane spanning protein tyrosine kinase activity; protein binding; ATP binding. The transcript is spliced from 17 exons. NCBI's taxonomy places the organism in Eukaryota, Metazoa, Chordata, Actinopteri, Acipenseriformes, Polyodontidae. The coding region runs from base 70 to 1932 and encodes 620 amino acids.